UUUUAAAUAACAAUAUAAUAUUAUGUAAUAAUAAAGUUUAAUCAGCUCAAUAAGGUUAAUGUUUGUUCGUAGUGAGUAUUUACAGACUGAUUUAGGUCGUUUAAGCAAAAAUAAAUAUACGUUCAUACACUUAGUGUAGUGUAUUUAAAAGUGAAUCCAUAGAAGCAUAAUAUCUAACAUGAGCUUAAACUUUAUAGAUUUAACUGUUCACUGAAUUUUAAACAAGGAAAGCAGUAGAUUAGCAAAAUUACUUCUCAAAAUUGAAGUCCAGAGACGGAGUAUAGGUCUUAUUAAAAUCUCAUUAGGUUUUUUCCCCAGCGGAUUUUAAUAGUUAAAAUUUUCAUUCUAUUUCGUGCAGAGAGAUUCGCGGAUAUUGGCAGGCAACGAUAACGAUUCAGAUAGCAAAUAUUAACAGCGGGCGCAGAAAAAAAAUAUGUGUGAUUCGCAUCAAGACGGUUUGGAAUUUUGAAAAUUUAUGUAUCAUUGUAUUUACAACCCACGACAAUUAUUUUAAGGAAUAAUUCAUUAAAUUUCGUGUCCGAGAUUCGUAUUAUGAGAGUAUUUUCAACAUGGACAACAUGAGAACACAUUAAUAUGCUCGUUACUGAGGUUACAUGUUUCCAUAUCACCGACGAGAACAGUUGUUCCUGACCAGAGCUGAUGCUGUAAUGAACAGAUGAUAAGCUCUGUUUGGAACCUGGGAGAGGGCUGGGCAGUUUCUCCGCGCGUGUGACCCCGGUGUGACCCGGGCAGUCGUCGACCAAUCAGCGACGAGGUCUCGCCGCGGGGAGGGUAUAUAUCGGCGGGGCGGCGGGGUCCCGGCACUGCUGGGACCUGAACUCCGAGACUAGACAUGGCCGUCAUCGCCCCUCUCGUGCUGGUGCUGGCGCUGGCAGCCGCAGUGCUCGGCGAGUGCCACAACCCGCCCGCCGUCGACAACCUGGACUCCAGCGAGAUCCUUGGCACGUGGAAAGCCAUCGCCUGGCCCAAGAAGUACAACGGCAAGUACAAGUGCGGCAACCAGACCUUGGAGCGCAGCGGUGACGUCAUCAACUACGUAAUCCACCAGUACAACGUCACCGCCGGCGCCUGGGAGACCAGUCACGGACACAUCAGCGAGACCGGACACUCCGGACGGUAUCACGGAGAGAGAGUCGGUCUGGACAACAAUGUGAACUGGGACGUGGUGGGCAUCUCCCCGGGCAAGUGGCUGGUCUACCACCAGUGCCGCGUGGACAUCGGCAGCGAGAUCGCCAUCGCGCUGUACAAGGACGGAGUGACCUUGACCCCCGAGGAGAAGGCCGCCGCCAUCGCCGCCCUGCCGGGCCCUGCUGACCUGUACUCCGAGUGCCCGGAGUAGACGCGACGACCACUGCCUCUGUCUCCUGCACUCGCUCUGUUCGCGUGGAUAAUAAAGUCUGAGUUCACCCA
Messenger RNA from Bacillus rossius redtenbacheri, 1431 nucleotides. RefSeq lists its product as uncharacterized. The transcript is spliced from 5 exons. The coding region runs from base 854 to 1360 and encodes 168 amino acids. The record is from RefSeq and is a predicted model, not a curated record. NCBI's taxonomy places the organism in Eukaryota, Metazoa, Arthropoda, Insecta, Phasmatodea, Bacillidae.